Messenger RNA from Tachyglossus aculeatus (Australian echidna), 3349 nucleotides. It is a transcript of the gene TGFBRAP1, whose product is annotated as transforming growth factor beta receptor associated protein 1. Gene Ontology annotation, cellular component: membrane; cytoplasm. Bases 529 to 3105 code for a protein of 858 amino acids. Gene Ontology annotation, biological process: intracellular protein transport; autophagy; endosomal vesicle fusion. The record is from RefSeq and is a predicted model, not a curated record. The transcript has 15 exons. Lineage: Eukaryota; Metazoa; Chordata; Mammalia; Monotremata; Tachyglossidae.
CGUCGGCGCUCGCCGGUCGCCAUUCGCAUCCCCGGGGGCUGAGGACGGGAGCCCGUUUACAGCGAGGGGACACGGAGGCCCGGAGUAUAAUGGCUCAUCACCUCCAACCACUCAGGCCCUCCCACCCGAGUCCACACUGGCCGUUGGUCCAUAAGCCGUCCUGCCUCCGGAGACCAGAGCAAAGGAACAUGGCUAGCACGGAAGAGAGUGCGUGACGAGUGGUGAGCAAGCCACUAGCACCGUUAUCCAUUUCCCUGGACGUGUGCAUGGUCCUGAAAUCUCAAGAGGAUUUUCUCUUUCACCAGUAAAAUGUAGCCAUAUUGUUUGUCCUGGCUAUUUCUAUUUUUAUCCUGCGGAAGAGCUGUCCGGGGUGGAACCCGCGCCACAGUUUGGAACACUGAGCUCCAGGUGACGCUUGAAGAUUCCCUCCUGACGAUGGGCAGCUUUCAGCUACAGUGACUUGGAAAGUCAAGACUGCAAGUAAUUGAUUUUUCCCUGCUCCGCUUGCUAGCCCCACCCGACGGCAAGAUGAGCGUCAAGGCCUUUAAGCUGGUUUCCGCCAUCGAGCGGGAGCUGUUGAUGGGCGACAAAGACCGCAUCAACAUCGAGUGCAUCGAGUGCUGCGGAAAGAACCUUUACAUCGGAACUAACGACUGCUUCAUCUAUCACUUCCUGCUGGAGGAGACGUCGGCCCCCGGGAAGGUGACUUUUUCCGCCACAAAGCAACGGCACAAAUACCUGGGCUUCAAGAAGCCGGUGAACGAACUGAAGGCGGCGUCGGCCCUCAGCCGUCUGCUGGUGCUCUGCGACAACACCAUCAUGUUGGUGAACACGGUGAACCUGGAACCCAUCCCCACGGGGGCUAGGAUCAAAGGCGCGGUGACAUUCGCGCUGAACGAAAACCCCGUGAGUGGAGAUCCCUUCUGCGUGGAGGUGUGCAUCAUCUCUGCCAAACGCAGGACCAUCCAGAUGUUCAUGGUCUACGAGGACCGGGUCCAGAUCGUCAAGGAGGUGUCCACCCCGGAGCAGCCCUUCGCCGUGGCCGUGGAUGGCCACUUUCUCUGCCUGGCGCUCACCACGCAGUACAUCAUACUGAAUUACAACACCGGAGUCUCCCAGGACCUCUUCCCGUACAGCAGUGAAGAGAAGCGACCCAUCGUGAAACGGAUCGGGAGGCAAGAGUUUCUGUUGGCGGGACCAGGAGGGUUAGGCAUGUUUGCAACUGUAGCUGGGAUAUCCCAACGUGCCCCUGUCCAUUGGUCAGAGAAUGUGAUCGGUGCCGCCAUAUGCUUUCCGUAUGUAGUAGCUCUAGACGAGGAAUUUAUUACAGUGCAUAGCAUGUUGGACCAGCAGCAAAAACAGACCCUGCCUUUUAAGGAAGGCCACAUUUUGCAGGACUUCGAAGGAAGAGUAAUUGUAGCCACCAGUAAAGGAGUGUACCUCUUGGUUCCGUUGCCCCUGGAAAGGCAAAUUCAGGACCUGCUGGCGAGCCGGCGAGUGGAAGAGGCUUUAGUGUUAGCAAAAGGAGCAAGAAGAAACAUUCCCAAAGAGAAAUUUCAGGUAAUGUACCGAAGGAUCCUGCAGCAGGCAGGAUUUAUACAGUUUGCCCAGCUUCAGUUCCUAGAAGCUAAAGAACUCUUCAGAACCAGCCAGCUUGAUGUCCGGGAGCUGAUCUCUCUCUACCCCUUCCUGUUGCCCACUUCCUCUUCAUUCACCCGGUCUCACCCCCCCCUUCACGACUACGCAGACCUGAACCAGCUGACUCAAGGGGACCAGGAGAAGGUGACCAAGUGCAAGAAGUUCCUCAUGAGUUACCUGAACGAGGUCCGCAGUACGGAAGUGGCCAACGGCUACAAGGAAGAGGUGGAUACGGCGCUGCUCAAGCUCUACGCCGAGGCGAACCACGAGAGCCUCCUGGACCUUCUCGUCACCGAGAACUUCUGCCUCUUAACGGACAGCGUGGCCUGGCUGGAGAAGCACGGGAAAUAUUUUGCACUGGGACUCCUGUAUCAUUAUAAUGGUCAGGAUGCUGCGGCAGUUCAGUUGUGGGUGAACAUCGUUAACGGCGACAUUCACGAUGCGACCCGUCCAGACCUCUACGAGUACAUCGUUGACUUCCUUACCUUCUGCUUAGACCAAGAACUCGUGUGGAAAUACGCUGAAUGGGUGUUGCAGAAAAACGAGGAGGUUGGCGUUCAGAUUUUCACCAAGAGACCUUUGGAAGAACAGCGCAAGAGCAGUUUUAACCCAGACGAUAUCAUCCACUGCCUUAAAAAAUUUCCUAAAUCUACUAUAAAAUAUUUGGAACAUCUAGUUGUGGAGAGAAGAGUACAAAAGGAAGAGUAUCACACCCACUUAGCCGUCCUGUACCUGGAAGAGGUGCUUCGUCAGGCACCCCCGGCCGACGGCAACUCCGGAGAAGUGAGCGAGACGCAGGUCAGACUACGCAGUCUGCUUCAGAAAUCGGAUCUGUACCGCGUUCACUUCCUGUUAGAUAAAAUUCAGGGAACCAGUCUCCACCUAGAAGGCGCCAUAUUGCACGGGAAGUUGGAAGAGCACGACAAAGCCCUGCACAUUCUAGUCCACAAGCUAAAGGACUUCCCUGCUGCCGAGGAUUACUGCCUGUGGCGCUCGGAAAGCAAAGAUCCGCCGUACCGGCAGCGGCUCUUCCACAUGCUGCUGUCCGUGUACCUCGCCCCGGGACCUUCCGCUUCGGAGCUGGUCCCGACUGCCGUCGACCUCCUGAAUCGCCACGCCGCCGAGUUCAACGCCGAGCAGGUCUUACGGCUGGUUCCCGACACCUGGUCCAUCCAGCUCCUCUCUCCCUUCCUGGCCGGAGCCGUGAGGGAAAACAUUCACACCCAGAGAAUGACUCAGGUGGCGGCGGGCCUGGCCAGAUCCGAAAACUUAAUCUGCAAGCAUGAGAAGAUAAAGCUGAAGGGAAGUCCAGUUCUGCUCUCAGAGAAGAAGCUCUGUCAGAUGUGCCAGAAUCCCUUCCACGAGCCUGUGUUUGUGAGAUACCCCAACGGGACUGUGGUCCACACCCACUGCGUUGCGAGCAGGCACACGAACCCUAACUUAAACACAUCCGGCAGUCGGACUUGAAAGCCACGGCCCGGGAUGCUCCGGAUAUGGGAAUUCUCCCCUUUUAUAAGAUGUGCCGGUCGAAGGGAGCGAAGGGCAAGGGUGCCCAGCGAGGAUGAAGAGAUCACACCCGAGGCUUAUGGGAGGAUUUCAGGAAAUGUGAAACUUGGGCCCUUAGCUGCUGGUCCAUUUCUAUGAAUGUAAACGGAAAAAAACACUUCAGCGUUAAUGGAGACUUUCAGGAGUAUACCCGUCCAGAUACGUG